AUGCUGUUAGGUGUUAGGGUGGGCUUUGUCACAAUGUACAGCAUGAUCUCCACGAUCGAUAGCAGGAUAAGUGUUAGGGUGGGCUUUGUCACAAUGUACAGCAUGAUCUCCACGAUCGAUAGCAGGAUAAGUUAUGUAUCUUGUGGCCUCAACCUUGGUUGCAGCAAGGGCCAAGAACACUACGAGAGCAAGAGAUAAGAUAACCUUGAUACUUUUAGACAUCCCCAUAUUAUUAUUGUUCUUUAUCCGCAAUAACUAAAUAAUAAAUUUAUAAAAUGAACCCUGAUUAGGAGUUCACUUUGUGUUAUUUAUAUAUCUAAUAUUGUAUCGG
Molecule: messenger RNA, 331 nt
Organism: Arabidopsis thaliana (thale cress)
Lineage: Eukaryota; Viridiplantae; Streptophyta; Magnoliopsida; Brassicales; Brassicaceae
Exons: 3
Coding region: 1-198 (65 amino acids)
Source: RefSeq, marked reviewed